AUGGCUAGCCGCCGUCUCCAUGAUGUUUUCACCAAGACCGCCGCCAAAUCCCAAGUCCUUACUGCCAUCGGCGGCGCCAAAUCCAAAGAAAGCAAAUAUCAGUACCAAAUUCAUAAAUUCAAGCAGUCCUCAAACAAACCCAAAUUUCGCCGCAACUUUACAAAUUAUGAAUUAUUCAUACACAAACUCAUCCGAACAAAACAGUUCUCAGCUAUUGAAGAUGUCAUCCAACACCAAAAAAUUUACCCAGAAAUUAAAAACGAGCGUUUCGUUGUUCGAUUCAUUUCAUUAUAUGGAAAAGCUGGUAUGUUCGACCAUGCCCAGAAACUGUUCGAUGAAAUGCCUCACUUAAACUGUGAGCGUACAGUCAUGUCAUUCAAUGCUUUAUUGGCAGCUGCUGUUAAUUCGAAGAAGUAUGAUAACAUUAGUGAGGCUUUCAGGGAAUUGCCUGGGAAAUUAGGUGUUGAGCCUGAUAUUUUUUCAUAUAAUACGAUGAUUAAGGCGUUAUGCGACAUGUGUUCAUUGGAUUCUGUUGUUUCGAUAAUGGAUGAGAUGGGAAAAUAUGGCAUUGACCCUGAUGUUAUUACUUUCAAUACGCUUUUAGAUGGGUUUUACAAGAAUAAUAGGUAUUCUGAAGCUGAGAAUAUAUGGACUUGGAUGGAAAAGAUGAAAGUGAUUCCGAAUGUUAGGAGUUAUAAUUCGCGACUACGCGGAUUGGUAGAGAAUAAUCAGGUUGUAGAAGCUGAGAAAUUGUUUGAGGAGAUGAAGAAAAGGGGAGUAAAUCCUGAUACUCAUAGUCAUAACGCGAUGAUUACAGGUUGUGCUAAAGAUGGGAAUUUGGAAUUGGCUAAAAGUUGGUAUGCGAAAUUGUGGGAAAAUGGUUGUCUUCCUGAUCUUGCGACGUUCAGUUUACUUAUUCCUCUGGCCUGGGAUAAAGAUGAUCCUGAUUUUGCUUAUGACUUGUGCAAGAAGUGUAUUGAUUUGAGACGAAAUGUUUAUACUAUUACAAUACAACGGGUUGUUGAUAUGUUGGUUGUACGAUCCAUGAUCAAAGAAGCGAAAGAGCUUGUGGAGUUAGGAAAGAAUUGUUCUUUUCGUUAUAGGCUCUUAAGAUUUAACAAGAUUUCAACUUUGAUGAUUGAGCCAUCCGUGAUUGGAGAAGUAGUGGAGUUGAGGACCAUUAUAAGCUGGAAAAGGGAAACGAUGCCCAGUGAUACAACAUCUCUGUCAAAAUUUGGUCUUUUAUAUGUUUCUCCUGUUGAUCUGGGCUGCACUAUAUCAGGAACUUGUUGGGUUUCCGAGGAGUACAAAUAA
Molecule: messenger RNA, 1314 nt
Organism: Lycium barbarum (goji berry)
Lineage: Eukaryota; Viridiplantae; Streptophyta; Magnoliopsida; Solanales; Solanaceae
Product: pentatricopeptide repeat-containing protein At3g13150-like
Exons: 2
Coding region: 1-1314 (437 amino acids)
Cellular component (GO): chloroplast
Molecular function (GO): protein binding
Source: RefSeq, a predicted model, not a curated record